AUGAUGUCCAAGACACCUCCUGCUCGGGCCGCGAGCUCGAACUCAAAGGAUACGCCGACAGACACCGCUAUCGCCGUGGCUUGCUAUGAACAGGUCGCCAACGCAGUCACCAAGGGGAACCCCGACAUACGAGAGCUCAUAAUUGUGGACAAGCGCACCUUUGAUUUGAUGAAACACGAGGUGGCCGAGAAGCGACGCGAAAUGGACAAGUAUCGACAGGAAUAUGACCGCAUCUUCAAGAAACUCUACGAUUUCGACUCACAGAUUGCGAGAAGCCACGCCGCGAGAGAAGGCCUUGGAGGACUGCUUUAUCGAACAAAAAUGCUGUACCCCAACGAAGACGAGGACGUCUUCCAGAUGACGGCGACCCUCGACGAGAAGAUCAAGCAGUACGAGGCCGCCCAUCUCCGGGCUGUGGCCGCUACCGAGUACUACGAGAAGCAAGAUGACGACUACAAGUUCAUGUGCGAGAAUAUGCCCCUCCUCAAGAAGGCCAUGGAGGAGUACGACAACAUGAAGGCCGAGCUCAUCGCCAUCGGCAAGAACCUCGCUUUCGUCGAGACCCAGGACCUGAUCCACAAGGUCACCGCCAUCGACAUCAAGCGCAGAGAGAAGCUCGCGGCCGUCCAGGACCGCCUCGAGGCCUGCGGCGCGCUCUCCGGCAAGCACGUCGAGGAGAUGAGCAAGAUCCGCGAGGAGGCCGACGCUGAGGUCGACGCCAUUCUCGACUCGGUCAAGGUCACGAAGACAUUUAAGAAAAAGAAGGAGAAGAUGCACAUUACUGUCGCCUGGCACUUUUUCCUUCCCAUCGUUGGUUUGACGCUGGUGGCCCUCUCCUUGUUCCUGCUGGGCCUGUACGGAGGAUCCAUCUGCUUCAUCAUGGCGUAUGUCAACUACGUUGUCUUCUCAGCUUACAAAGCGUCUUUGAAGAAAGAAUGA
Molecule: messenger RNA, 939 nt
Organism: Colletotrichum karsti
Lineage: Eukaryota; Fungi; Ascomycota; Sordariomycetes; Glomerellales; Glomerellaceae
Exons: 3
Coding region: 1-939 (312 amino acids)
Source: RefSeq, a predicted model, not a curated record